Molecule: messenger RNA, 3546 nt
Organism: Pseudo-nitzschia multistriata
Lineage: Eukaryota; Bacillariophyta; Bacillariophyceae; Bacillariales; Bacillariaceae
Source: the annotation of a GenBank genome assembly
AGUAUUCUGGAACGGCUGCGGCUAGUCCAUAUUGUCAAUAACCCUGUCGGUGUAAUUGUUAGUUGUGGAAAAGAACAAAAGAUGGUGACAAUUUCGCUCACGAACGAAACCAUAGAAAGCGCAAACGGGAGGAGCAGAAACACAAAUUCAUCUGCCACCAGUAGCAAUCCAUCGGACAAGAAAAUUGUUGAAAUAUUAAACACUACAAGAGGUCCAGCCUCCGUUCUGAACAGGAAAGAAUACGAAAAACGACUGUUGACUUUCAGUGCGUCGACGUAUUACGCUAAACCGCCCUCUCUUUCUCCGCUCUUUUGUGCAAGAUUCGGGUAAGUAAUAAAUAUUAUUCAAGAGCCAUGAAUGCGAAUUCGAAUCAAACGCAGGAACAACUAUCGAUGACAUCCGAUGACUGAGUGAUCCAUAUUCCGGAAAGAAAAUAUGUGAUUUCAAAAAUUUCUCUUAAGAGAUUGCCACAUAUUUAACCAGCGCUUUCUUUUAGUUCAUCCACGAAGAAAAGCGGUCAAUACUAUCCAAAAAUAUAACCACGACAAAGCUGUUGCCUUUAUGUAAUGCGAUGGUGAAUUUUUGUCGUGUAAAGUUCCGAUUCUGACUUUGGUUUGUCUCGAGCAUCGUAGAAACUAUAAGCUACACACGGACCUACACUUGGAGAUUAAGAUGAAUCGAGAGCGAUAGAUCGUUCAACGUUCUUCGCUCGUCGCAACAGAUCACAAUUCUCAUUAAAUUUCUUUUGUCUGUUUAUUUUCCUUUCGUUUCGUUACGAUUCAUCGUAAACCAACGGAUUCGUUACAGCUGGGAAAAUGUCGACAAAGACAUGCUCGUUUGCUCAUCGUGCGGUGCGGCCCUCGCAAUAACCCUCAAUUCGAAACUAUCGGCUAAAACCUUCGAUAAACUUUGCCACGCCUACCGCACUAAAAUUGUAUGCAAUCACGACACCAAUUGCCCCUUUCGAUUGUCGUCCGUCGAUGAGCUUCAUUCUCUCGAAUCUUCUGAAGAACUGGACUCUGUAGAGGUAGAAAAUGAUGAAGAUGAUUCGGAACAUGCAUCGCUUGACGUACCUGUGUACAUGGGACAAGUUUUACCAGAGGACUCCGUUAGACUUCUGGAGUGCUAUAGACCUGCUAAAAUUAUGAAGCAAAAAUCGAAAGUGUUGAUUGACGCUAUACGCUCUCUUUCGUGCGCUACUAAUAUUGGUACUACGGAUGAAAAUGGAAACGGGGCAGGAGAUGAUAGAAAUACCUGGGGAUAUCCUCGCCUUCAAAUCCCAACUAAGAUUCGACAAAUAGAUUCUGAUUCAAAACUAACGAAAGCAUUGGGGUGUGGCGAUAUUUCAAUUUUGGCCUUAACGUUGCUCGGGUGGAAUCCAAUUCCAAACAAGACUGGAAAAAAAUCGGCAGGUACUGUCUCCCUGGGUUGUCCCUUCUGCUUGUCCAUCAUGACAGUUAACCCGGAACAUCAACAACAACAACAACCACAACAACUGCAAGAAGAAUUGGAAGGCAGUGACAACAGCGAUGCACGUCAAUCAGAUCGCACAACUAAAAGACAGCGAAUGUCUUGUCGGAAUUUAAAUCCUCUCGAAGCACACCGGCACUACUGUCCUUACAAAGUUGGCUUUCCGAAGAAAUCCUCAGACUCGAACCCUGUUUGGAAAAUUAUUUUAGAACGGCUUCGUAAAGAAUGCCAUGAAAAUGACGUACAUAAAUGCACUAAGAUCAGGGAAGAAGCAACGGGCGUUCCUGCGACUGGCUUCGAUAAAUCUAUUGAGAAAGUACGAAGAAUUUUGCGUGCUGGGAUUGCACCAAAAGAAAUAGAUCUGAACGCUUGAUUGCCGCACACGACCCCAACUGCUUGUGUUCGCCUCUGAAAAUUGCAAUGCGCAAGGUAACGAAGUUGUUUUUUGUAGCCCUUGAUUCUUCUUCUCAAAUUAUUUUACCAUGGAGGAGAAAAUCAUUUUUGUACAUUAGCUGAAGAAACACAGUAACAUGAGAUAUACUAUUGAUUCAUUUUGCUGUAUUAACUUAUUCUGCAUUGAUGAUCUGUCAGGCCGAUUUUGCGCACUCUUCAUGCCCGAAAUCCAUUCAAUUAGAUGAAGUGGGAUUACUGAUUUUGAGUAGUUUGAAUAAAGCUGCCGCCUCGCGUAUUCUCGAAAAUUCGAUGCAGAAGGCUUGGACUUCAUAGUAUAUGUCGGCAACAUCAACAAUUCGAUUCCGGAGCAAACUCUGGAUGAAGACGCACACUAGACGAACCAAACGAUUCUGUGCAUGCCUGUCAGGCAUGUUCUCGCAGCUCGCAAUGCAGCUCGAUAUGAAUAAAUUGAUAUAUUCAGGGUGUAGAACGGGUUCCUGAUCUUGAUUCUUAUUGUGAUGACUCCCUACUUCUUUGAGUGCCGCGGCCGUACCGUUACCGGUGUGAACAUGGUUGUGCGUAGCCAAUCGAUUCACAACUUCCAUGCUAUGUAGGGACAUGUCCAUUCCCACUAGUGCCGAUAGAUAUUCGUUCUUUACAUUUUCGGGAGAGUGCUGUAAAAUGACGAGUAAGCAUUCAUGUGCAAUGAGAGGAUUAUGCUCGACAAGUCGAGGUAAGUUUUGCGGUGUCAGACCUGAUUCCUGAACUAGUUGAAUCCGAGAUUCCUCCUCUCUCCUCCCGGAACUGUGUUGCGCAUUUGUAUUUGAAUUACUAGAGCUACUUCCCUUGUUCUUAUUACCGCGGUUGCGGCGUUGUUUUGAAGAGCCUUGCGGUUGCUGCUUCAGAUCCUGUUUUUGUUCUUGUUUCGAAGCAUUUAACAGCUCCAAUACCGUUCGCUGAUCGCUUGGAGUCAGAGUCGUGUCAAAUGCUUGUGUUUGGAUUAAUUUGAGUACAUUGCGAUAUUCUUCGGUAGAUACUUUAUCUCCCUCCUCUCCCGGCAAUAGCAUCAGACGCAAUGUUGUUGGAGUGAGCCACAAAAGCUCGGCCUGCACAAAGUCAAAAAGGUCAUUUUUACCUUUCUCAUUGUAUUGCUCUUCAUCAUCAUCAUCUUCGUAAGCAGUUACUGGCAAAAGAGGCGGUGGCACAGGACGAGCAAAUGGUGAACAAACACUAGGAAGUGGCCCAUAUAAUUCCUCAUUUGACACGGUCUUGCAGUCUCCUUUUCUUUCUUCUUGAAGUAACAAUCGCUCCAAGUCUUGUUGUUCUGAUUCCCUUUUUGCCCAUACUAACGGGCUUGUGUAUCCAUUGUCAUCAUAGACUGUUGUCCAUUGUUUGAUUGUAUCCUCGAGAUCCUUUUGAGUUUCUGGCGACAUGACUUCUUCGGGAUUCUUCUUGUUCGUAGCCGCAAUCAGAGCUUGGUGCUUUUCUUUCCCCAUGAUGAUGGGAAGAAAUGAUUCUACUAAAUCCAAUAAGCACUCUCGUUCAACAAAUGAAUCUCGCCCUUCACUUUCAUUCGUCCCAUUCCCGCCGUUGUAGUUUUCUUCUACUUUUAAGUCAUGCAAUAUCGCAAGAGUAUCUUUGACCAGUAUGGGCAAAAAGGGAGAAUCAAUGCAUGGCAUGCCG